AUAAAAUCGCCAUGACACUCAAGUCAGCAUUAAUCAGCCAGACUUGCUAAUAAGCUUAUUUGUCAGCUACUUCUUCCAUCAUUCCUAUAUAUACCUACCAGAUUUCCAGUACUAUUCUACAUUUAUUCCUAUCCAAUCCAAUUCAACCCUAUAUAGCCACUCCUCACCAACACAACACACGCACACACACACACACACACACACACACACAACCAUGGAUCUCACCACCUCCACCUCAUCCCCCACCACCACCACCACCCCCGAACCCAUCACCGGCAGCUGCCUCUGCGGCGGCAUCCAAUACGAAGUAACCGGCGAACCCAUGAAACGAGUAAUGUGCCACUGCGAAAACUGCCGGAAAUUCUCGGGGUCUAGCUUCAUGGCCAACAGCUUCAUGAAAGAAUCUCAACUAACCAUCAAAUCCGGCGAAUCCCUCAUUCAAAGCUUCAAAGACACGAAAGUGGACUCCGGAAGUACAUUGGAACGACGCUUCUGUCGCGUCUGCGGAUCCCCCGUGUCUGUGACGAGUAGUCGGGCCGAGGGGUUCGUGGUUGUGCCGUCCGGUACGAUGGAUGGGGAGGCGGGCAGCAAGUGGAGGCCUGAGGUGGAGUUUUGGUGUAAGGAGAGGAGGGAGUAUUUGCCUAUGCUGGAGGGGACGCAGAUUUUGGAGACGCAUUAGUGGUUGUCUCGUUUUGAGGGAUGUGAGUAGCCCCGGGGGGGAUGGGGGUUGGAGGUCGUUGUGAGUGAGAGAUGAUAUCCUUUGGUCUCCUUUAUUGGGAGGGUGGGGUGUGUAUAGAUGGGUUAUUUUGGUUACUUGGGAUUGAUGUUGGCAUAUCCUGGAGAUACGGCUUCGGAAUUAUCAAAAUAGAGAGACAACCAUGUCACUGUUAGAUAGAAGACGGGAAACGGAUUAAGCUUGGUUGCUGUGACAAUGAUAACUGGUCAAUGUGGUCAGAGUGAUGUUUUAUCUUUUCUUCUAGGCAUUAUGCACCAUUCCUUCACGAACUAUGCUGAAAGGGAAAGGGAGCUGAG
Messenger RNA from Aspergillus eucalypticola CBS 122712, 1032 nucleotides. Its product is annotated as GFA family protein. The record is from RefSeq and is a predicted model, not a curated record. Gene Ontology annotation, molecular function: carbon-sulfur lyase activity. The coding region runs from base 215 to 679 and encodes 154 amino acids. Lineage: Eukaryota; Fungi; Ascomycota; Eurotiomycetes; Eurotiales; Aspergillaceae. The transcript is spliced from 2 exons.